This is a messenger RNA of Ruditapes philippinarum (Manila clam), 2341 nucleotides long. RefSeq names its product putative autophagy-related protein 11. The record is from RefSeq and is a predicted model, not a curated record. NCBI's taxonomy places the organism in Eukaryota, Metazoa, Mollusca, Bivalvia, Venerida, Veneridae. The coding region runs from base 179 to 853 and encodes 224 amino acids. The transcript has 5 exons.
GAGGAGGAAGUCAAGUUAACAAAUACACCAAAGCAGGAAGCAGGACAACUGGCAGUUGAUAUAAGUAUGAGUUUAGAAGACAAAGAGGAAAAUCAUAGAGAAUCAAUGGAUGUAUCAACCAAUACAGGGGUAGUUUGUACAGACACGAAAAUGAAAUACGAGGCGGGAAAUAAGGAAAAUGAAGACCUUGAUAAAAAAGAUUCAAGAUGUAAAAGCAGAAAAUGAUAACAUUGCGACCACUUCUAACGAAACUGACCAGGAAAAUGACAAGAAAAAGAAGAAAAAGAAGAUGAAGCUUCCAAGUUGUUUUGGUUUCAUUUCAACUUGGAUAGCCAAAAGGAAGGAGAAAAGACGUCAAAAGAAAAAGAAGGCUAUAGCAAGCCGCGCCCCCACACCAACGCUAGUUCAAUAUGAGCAUAGAAAAUCACGUGGCGGAGAGUCUUUUACCAUUGAGGUAGACUGCAAACCGAUAGUGAUGAAGCCGAUAUUGCCGCCAAUAAAGACAGCUGACGGGCCUAUACGCCUAGCAUGUGAGGCUCGGCAAGAGAAAGCCGAGGCCAAAAGAAAUGAGGAGUUAUCCAAAAAGAAAAUACUGGCAAGAGAGCACCAGAGAAAAAAAACUGAAUGCAAGCAGCGAAAAAACGAAGCCGAACACCAGUUUCAGGAAAGAGUGCGACUCAGUAUCAGCCAUAGACAGGCAGACGCUGAACGAAAUAGGAGCCGCAUGUCGUCUCAAAGAGCCAGUAUGAGCCGGAUGUCAUCCAGAGCAAGAAGCUCACUGGCUGUUUCCUCCUCUUCAGAGUCUGUCGACGAGGGCAAUAAGAAAGCCCUCAAGGUCGACAGCUCUCAUUAAAUUUUAGGCCGGCCGACACUCCCUAUAAAUAGUAGGCCACAUACAUUAUGUUAUUGUCACGUGAUAGGACGUUUUCUUGACAUAAACUACAAAAAGCAACUUAAUCCUUUUUCCCUUACUCAUUUUUAAUUUUAUAAUGUAAUUUUUUUUUUCAUUUUAUUAUCAGAUGACCAUCUUUUCUCGCCGUUUCAGUCUUUACUUUUUCGUUAUCCUUCUAUACGAAUUUCAAAUAAUGCUGUGUGUAACUUAUGUCCAUGACAAUAUAUUCAGAUAAGCAUUUAUUUUCAGUUUGUCUUUACUUUCUUCAUUUUUAAACUCUUGUUUUUGGAAAACAAGCUAAUAUCAUUUCGCUCUUAGUCAUGUUAAAUUUUCAAUUGACCAAAUUCUGUGAAAUUUCAACACACUAGUUAUAUUUUAGAUCUAUUUUCAGAAGUAAUACAAAGUCGAUAUAUUAUUUUAUCUAAAUGAUUAACUUUACAAAGUUUACAUUUAUCUUCCUUAAUUAAAAAUAACAUCUUUGUUUUAAAAUCUUUUUGACAACCUGACCAUGAUGAAUAUCAUCUGCCUUGAUCAAAAUAAAAAACAACAACAUAAAACCAAGAAAAAUAAGUAUCAAAUCUACAUUUUGACCUUGAUUUAUCAAGGUCAAGUAUGAUGAUACUUACCAAAAAUAUCUCAUCUCAUUUUAUCAUCCAAUCAUCCAUGUAUUCAUCUAAAAUUUCCAAGAAACAAAGCAAUGGUCUUUUACAUACAGUUUAAGAAAACUCUAAACCUUUUAAAAAUGCAUUUUUUUAUCAUACCCUACGUGUAAAUUUCAUUCAAUGAUUUGUUAUAUUUUCUAAGUUUCUUUAUUUUCAUUUUAAGAAUCGGUUAGUAAGAUCAUUACGUAUAUUUUUGGACAUUCUCAUCUUAGCAACAAGGAGAUAUUUUCGACUUAUACUAUGCAUACUAUCUAACUGUUUUUUUUUUUUUUUUUUUUUUUUUUUUUUAACAAUAAAGUUUAAAUUUACACUUUUUUGAUAAUUAUCAUAAUUAUGUUAACAACCUAACCAUGAUGAAUAUCAUCUGCCUUGAACAAAAAAAAACAAACAUAAAACCACGAAAAAGAAGUAUCAAAUCUACAUUUUGACCUUGAUUUUUCAAGGUCAAGUAUGAUGAUACUUAUCAAAAAAAAUCUCAUAUUAUUUCAUCAUCCAAUCAUCCAUGUAUUCAUCAAAAAACUUCAAGAAACAAGGCAAUGGUCUUUUACUUACAGUUUAAGAAAACUCUAAAUCUUUAAAAGAUACAUUUCUUAUCAUACCCUACGUCAGGCUAAAUGUACAUUACAAUAACUGGUUUAUUAUAUUUCCUAAUUUUCAUUCAUUUUUCAAAAUAUGGUUAGUCUGACAGCCCACACAUCAUUGCGCAUAUUUUUGGACAUUAUUAUCUUAGCAACAGGGAAAUAUUUAUUUAUAAACACUAUACUUACUAUCUUAACUGUUUUUUUUU